AUGGGUGAUGCUGAGAAAGGCAAGAAGAUUUUUGUCCAGAAACGUGCCCAGCGCCAUACGGUGGAAAAGGGAGACAAGCACAAGACCGGGCCAAAUCUCCAUGGUCUCUUUGGGCAAAAAGCAGGUCAGCCCCCUGGAUUUUCUUACAUGGGUGCCAAUAAGAACAAAGGCAGCACCUGGGGAGAGGCUACACUGGUGGAGUAUUCGGAGACUCCCAAGAAGUACCUCCCUGGAACAGAAAUGAUCUUCGCCGGCAUUAAGAAGAGUGCAGAAUGGGCACACUUGAUAGUGUAUUCCCAAAAAGCUACUAAUGAGUAG
Molecule: messenger RNA, 318 nt
Organism: Molossus molossus (Pallas's mastiff bat)
Lineage: Eukaryota; Metazoa; Chordata; Mammalia; Chiroptera; Molossidae
Product: cytochrome c-like
Exons: 1
Coding region: 1-318 (105 amino acids)
Biological process (GO): mitochondrial electron transport, ubiquinol to cytochrome c; mitochondrial electron transport, cytochrome c to oxygen
Cellular component (GO): mitochondrial intermembrane space
Molecular function (GO): electron transfer activity; heme binding
Source: RefSeq, a predicted model, not a curated record